GCGCGCUAGGAAGAAAUGGCAGUGCUCCUAAAAAAUCUAGCGAUGUUACUCGUCUGCUUCAGUACAGGCGUUAUAAGCGCUCCUCGGGACGACCAGUGGAAAUAUCUCUGCACGAAACCAAAAUGUAUGUGGAUGAAAUUCGAGAAAAAAGAGUUUGCUGUCACUGGAGGGAUUGAAGCGUUUGAAGACGGGAGGGCUUUCUGCCACAAGGGAGUGAACCUGUACUCUCUGGAGGGUUUCGCAGCGUUCUGGAUCACUCUCAGAGCGUCGAUCACUCUCACCCCCACCGACGGAGCCAUAAUUGGCAGGGGCAACUCGUCGGAGCGAGCUCUCUCCGGCGACGAGACUAAGACGUACCAUAGAAACGGAACCCACACCCUCCAUGUGUCUCCAUUCAGUGUCGAGUGCGUGGGUAUUGUGCCCGACGAGAAAGUCAACUAUCGGUUGUCGGUCAAGAGAGGUGUGGCUUAUGAGAGAAUCACUCUUCUGGUUGCUGGACUGGUCCUGCUGUUUGGUGCUCCCAGGCUGGCCAGGAGUGUGUCAUUAUUCUACGGAGCAGGUAUAACUGUAGGCAUACUGGCAUCGGUUCUCAUCCUUCUGUACAUGUUUGGCAAGUUUGUACCAAAGAAGACGAGUAUAGUUGGUUUGGGUAUAUUGACUGGAGGCUACACCCUCUUUGCCUCUUUCUUCUAUUGGUUCUGGAACCACGCACUAGAGGUGGCCAUCAGUAACUGGCAGUACGUCACUGCCUACAUCAUCGCAGCUGCUCUCAUCAGUUUUGCCGUCCUCUAUCGCAUGGCUCCGCCUACCAACGAGCGGACUCUGAACCUCAUCCAGUGGACCGUCCAGCUGGGAGGCGUGGCCUGUAUUUUCCUCUCGUUUCCCAUGAGGGAAGUGGGCGUGGCUUCUGUCAUGAUCACACUGCUUCUAUAUAACUUCAGAGGCUGGUGCUCAGUCGUCUUUGCUCCACUCUUCCUUGUAUGCCGAGUGUUGGCUUGUAUUCUGGGUCCUCUAUUUGCCCCCUUUGCCUGCCUCUUUUCCCCUCUCAUCCGCUGCCUCUCUCUCCUCGACCCAAGACGAUGGACCAGACCAACUCGUCGCUUACUCACUCAGCAGGAGUACGAGGAACAGGGAAGAGUGGAGACGAAAAAAGCGCUGGAAGAUCUGAGGAAGCAUUGUCGUCGUCGUGACGAUGGGAUCUGGGAUAAGAUUAGCAGCCUCCACGACUCUAAGAGGUUUGCGUCGUUCCUGGCGGGGAAGGCCCACAUAAGUGCCCAGGAGCAGGUGGACUACGAGUGGCAGGAAGGAGGGGACCUGGACACCACCUCAGAGUCCGAACAAGAGCCCUCUCGUGAUGAGAACGAACAUUCCCCUUCACAAUCUGCAACACACACUCCUCACAGAACCAAAGUUUUAAGCAGUAUGGAAGCCCGUCUUCUACGCACGCUCAGCGAUAACGGCGAACCUCUGCCGGCUGACCAGCAGACAAACCAACCUCUCCCGCUGGGCGUUCUAGAUAUGUUAGUGGAGGGACCGGUGGCCGGUGUUAUGGUCGACCCACAGCUAAGAGUCUCUUCCCCCGCCUCAGAGUCAAGCAAAGCCGAGAGCGACGGUGAAGCCGGUGGAGCAAUGGGCGACGAGGACGAAGGGUUCGACGAAGAGUUUUGCGACUCCGAAGAGCCGUCUCUGAGACCAGCUCCCUCCAACCAUCUCCCUCCCCUGAACCUCCAAGAACUCAACUCCACAGACCUUCAGAGUUUACUGAUGGAGAACUCGCUGGCAGAUGGAGAUUCUUCGGCCGCCAUAGUCCCUCCUUUCCCCACACAGUCCCUAUUAGACGACAUCGAUCCCGGUGUCUUUAUGACAGACAUGGAACAGUCAUCUCACCCGCUACUCGGCGUAGAGGGGAAGAGCCCGAUUCAUUCCCCUUUCCCCCUCUCUUCCCCCUCGCCCGUCUGUGCCACUUUGAACUCUAUGACGUUGGGAGACAGCCAGGCCAUGGUUGGUAGUCCUUCACCUAUGGACGAGUGGAGUACACACUCCAUGCUCAACUACCCCGUUUACUCCGACGCUGCCUCGUCUGUGGGGGAUUCGGAGUACAGUUCGACAGUCGACAUGUGUUCUUCCUCGCAGUAUCUCUUCCCCACUCCCUCCCUGCCGUCCCCCUCACCUCCUCCCUCAUCCGCACACUCCACAGGGCAGCACUAUAAUUUCGACAUGCUCUACAGCCCUCACCCUCAGGCGACCCCGUUCACUCGUCACUCUCCCUCCCCAACUCCGUCUUAUCACCACUCCCCGGGACACUUGAACUUCGUUAACAGCUACAACGGAGGGAGUUCCCCCUCGCACUCGUCCCAUCCUCCCUCUUCACUCCCGCACGUCGUACCAUCUCCCGCUCCCUACCACCCUCAAUCUACUCCCAGUUACGAGGGAGAUCCUCUCGUUAGCGGACAAUUUACUCUGAUGCACGGCGGGGCACCGAGUCCUAAUCCCAGCCUGCAUGGAACACCGACGACCCCUUCUAGCGACUUUGCUUCGUGUUCGACACAAACACCAUUCAAUCGAGCACAAAGCCCCGCCCCUUCACAAAGCCACACCCACCAAACAAACUCGGACGUACCCAAGAGCAAACAGACUCCAGCGGCGGGCGAAGAAAAACUUGUCCACAUGCCGUUUUACAAAUUCAAGAAAAUCCUCGAGUCUCCCACAGUCCCGGACGGAAAAAAGACAAACAUCAAAAACGUCCGCAGAAGAGGGAAGAACAAGAUAGCGGCUAAGAAUUGUCGUCAGCGCAAACAGGAGCUGGUGCUGGGACUACAGCAAGAGAUAGACGGACUCAGGAUGCGUAGAAAAGACUUUUUCGUCAAAACGGGGACCCUCGAAAGAGAGAUUGAGCUGCUCAAGAGCCAGUGUUUGGCCUUGUUUCAUAGGAAAAAGCAGCAAUUAAUCUUGCCUCAUUAGGAGUGCUUUUGUGUUUGUGGCUAUUAUUCCGUGUUUAUACAUGUGUACAUCUAUAUCCGCGUUUGUAUUACCAUUGUGUCAUUGUGUGUUAUGUUUUUCGUUGUACGAUGUUUGUUUCAAUGUAGCUUGACCAUCUCCCAGAUAGUAUAUACAUGUCCAAUCUAUUUUUAGCACAAGCUACAUGAUGUCAUGGACAAAAAUGUGUAAUUUAGAGAUGUCAUGGACAAAAAUGUGUAAUUUAGAGCUAUCAGUUGGCAUAAGGAAGAGAUCGGGUUGCUAUGUGAGCCAAGGGUCACGACUCGUACCUAAAUGAACAGAAUAUGGUCACAUGACCACAGUCUUAGGUCACAU
Geodia barretti is the source of this 3312-nucleotide messenger RNA. Lineage: Eukaryota; Metazoa; Porifera; Demospongiae; Tetractinellida; Geodiidae. The record is from the annotation of a GenBank genome assembly.